AUGUUGGUAGUUGUGGCUAGCAUAUGUUUGCUGGCGUCGGUACAAGUCGGCGAAGCUUUUGGAAUUAUAUCAAGCAGACGAUACAGAGCGAAUGGGCCGGCCCCAGUAAUAAGAAGAUCUUUCAAACUCCACCGUCGUGUCCCUUUACCCGAGACAACGUCUUCUGACAGCCCCACAAGCGCGACCGAAAGUACCAGUAGCGAUGCUGCCGACAGCCCUACAAGUACAAGUCAAGACAAACCAACUGAAACUACCGGUAGCGACAGCCCAACAACUACAAGUAAAGACACAUCGACAGAAACUACCAACAGUGACAGUACCGACAACUCAAUCACUACAGAUAAUAGCACACCAACCAAAUCUGCUAGUACUGACACAUCGACAGAAACUACCA
Paraglomus occultum is the source of this 394-nucleotide messenger RNA. NCBI's taxonomy places the organism in Eukaryota, Fungi, Glomeromycota, Glomeromycetes, Paraglomerales, Paraglomeraceae. The record is from the annotation of a GenBank genome assembly.